Molecule: messenger RNA, 1553 nt
Organism: Patiria miniata (bat star)
Lineage: Eukaryota; Metazoa; Echinodermata; Asteroidea; Valvatida; Asterinidae
Product: galactosylceramide sulfotransferase-like
Exons: 2
Coding region: 278-1543 (421 amino acids)
Biological process (GO): glycolipid biosynthetic process
Cellular component (GO): membrane
Molecular function (GO): galactosylceramide sulfotransferase activity
Source: RefSeq, a predicted model, not a curated record
UGGAUCAGCAUGACAAUAAUCGAUUUUUAUUUCGUAAAGAUACAGAUAUAAUAAGGCACGUUUGUAUGCAUCGUCUACUAUAACAACAACAGGUGGUACAAAGCUAAACAAAAACAAAUGUAUCUCAUUUUUUAUUUUCAAUCAUUGACGACCAACGUUCCACGUCGGCAGUCGAUCGCGAGAAGGCUCUGCACUGGCAAGUCUUGGCUGGUGAAACGCGCACCUUGUGAGCAUAUUUUAUACCGUAAAGUACCGGUGUUUUUCUAGCCGUCACGAGAUGGGGUGGUCCGCGAGACGCUGGUGGCGUAUGACCACCGCAGCGUGUCUGGUUGUAGUCAUCGGGCUGAUGUCUAUCGAAGUCGGCAUGCUGGUCAAGCAACGAUCUACCAAGAACCCGGUGCGUCCGGUAACUACCACGAGGAUAAACGAAUGGACCAGGCAGAAGCUGCAACAUGUUGAACCAAAGCAGGGAACGGACACCAUGUCUGCUCCCAAUCCUUGCCAACCCAACCACCGCUUCGUGUUCAUAAAGAUCCACAAAACCGGUAGCUCCACCAUCGCCACGAUGCUGCAGCGCUACGGCUACCGGCGCGAUCUAACCUUCGCGCUGCCCAGCGGAGCAGUCCACUCUUUCCCCAUGAGCAACCAGCGGUACCGUUUUGACACCCCGCGGCUAGUCUUCCAGUGGAACCUGACGGACAGGAGCGGUGCCCUGGUCUGGCCGGCGCUGGGCGGGUACCAAGUCUUGGUGAAUCACGCUCUGUACAACCGUACCGUGGAUGAAAUUCUUAUCCCAAACGCCGUAUAUUUCACCAUGAUUAGGGAACCCCUCGCCCGAACCGAAUCCUUCUUCAGGUACUUCCUUUUCGACCAGGCGGUACCCCACAAGGCCAACGAAGACCCUCUUGAAGUCUUCAUGAGGGACCCGCAAAGACACACCCAGAAAAUGAGGGAAAACAAUUGGACCAAGUAUUUCAGGAACGGCCAGUUUUUCUCCCUGGGGUUGAAGCGGGAAGAUUACGAUAAUCUCCGGGUGGUAGAAGCUGCCAUCAACUCGCUGAGUCGCGGCAUGGACCUGGUGAUGCUGAACGAGUACUUCGACGAGUCAUUGUUACUCCUGAAAAAGCUCAUGUGUUGGGAUUUCCAAGACAUCGUGUACAUCUCCAAAGGGGUUCGGAGACCCAGCGGAAACCACAAAAGCAUCCCGGCGGGGCUGAGAGACAAAAUUCUCCGUUGGAACGCGGCUGACCUGAGGCUCUACCAACACUUCAACCGGACUUUCUGGACCAAAGUCCAAAAGUACGGUCCGGAAUUUUUGCACGAUUUGGACACGUUCCGAGCGAUGAAGGAAUCCGCAACGCAAGCUUGCAUGGCAACGGGGAGCCGCCAUUGGGAUUGGCACAACUCCAGCUACUGGAAAUUGCCGCCAAAUGCCAGCGAGAGAUGCCGAGAUUACACGAGAGAUGACAACGCUUGGGUCAAUCUUAUAAGAUCGCGCAUGCGCGCAAAAAGCAGCGCUUUCAUCAAAUACAGCAAUGGAUAAUAAACAGAAC